Microtus ochrogaster (prairie vole) is the source of this 3810-nucleotide messenger RNA. It is a transcript of the gene Gemin8, whose product is annotated as gem nuclear organelle associated protein 8. Gene Ontology annotation, biological process: spliceosomal snRNP assembly. The record is from RefSeq and is a predicted model, not a curated record. Lineage: Eukaryota; Metazoa; Chordata; Mammalia; Rodentia; Cricetidae. Gene Ontology annotation, cellular component: SMN complex.
UAUCUCCUCCCCUCCCCCCACCUCCCUACCCCCGCUCCACCGAAAAUUGGGCCCGUGGUUGCCCAUCGCCUGACAUCUGCAAGCUGCAUGCCCACGAGUGCCCACUUGGAAUUUCCAAUCAGCGAUAGCAGCAAUGACUUCAAAAUGGAGAACUAGUGAAUCUUGGUAUUCUCACCCAGUAUAUGCAAGAUAUUGGCGACAUUAUCAUCAUGCAAUGGUUUGGAUGCGAUCCCACCAGAAUGUUUACAGGAAGUCCAGGAAUUCCUGUUUCACUUCCCCAUGGUUCUACCCUCAAGGAGUUCUUCCCUGGAACCCUGUUGCUUCUGAGGCUGGGCAUCCUUGGAACUAUCAAGGCCAACACGUGGUCUGGCAGGAGCCUCCCUACAGUGUUUCCCAUCUCCAAAGCUCUGGGCAGCCUCUGUAUGAUAGCAGUAGAAUCCAGGCCACCACAAGAGAAGAUGAAGCCCCAUAUGAAGAGGAAGAGAUGGAGUCGGAUUCAGAUAAUGAAAUAGAGUGUGACCUGAGCAAUAUGGAAAUCACGGAGGAGCUCCGCCAGUACUUUGCGGAGACUGAGAGGCACAGAGAAGAGCGGCGGCGACAGCAGCAGCUAGAAGCGGAGCGCCUGGACGACUAUGUAAAUGCCGACCAUGGGCUGUACUACAACCACCACCGGUCCACAGAGCCUCCCUUAGAGAAGCCUGGGGAGCGGCGUCAAGCCGAGAUGAAACGUUUGUAUGGGGACAGUGCUCCCAAGAUCCUGGCCAUGGAGGCUGCUGUGCAGAUGAGCUUUGACAAGUAUUGUGACAAAAAGCAGCCAAAAUACUGGCCUGUCAUUCCUCUGAAGUUCUGAGUCCUUGGCACAGGGACCUUGGGGAAAGCCUCCUGAACACAAUUCCUCCCCUUUCCCUCCUCUGGGUGUGUUCUCUUCAUUUCUCUUGGACGUUUUUCAGAGAAAGAGGCCUAUAUACCAACACAGUGGAUAGGAUCUAUCAGCCACUUAGAAUUCUGUCAGCAGGGGGUACACUGUUGCCAACACAAGAAAUGUCCCCUUUACAUAAAGUGAUAAUCGUAUGUAUUAUACUGGCUCUUGAUUAAUUCCCUAAUAGAGUUCAGUUCAUGGACAUUUUUGCCUAGAGAUACAAUGGUUUGCAUUUGUAAGUUCCUUCUUUAAGCCUUCCUGGUUGUCACAAAAGCCUUAAGCCACAUGUCAUUCUUUUUUUUUUUUGAGACCAGUUCUCAUAUAACCCAAGUUAGCCUCAAACUCUUAAAUCCUCCCUCCUUCCACUUCCCAGCUGCUAGCUUACAGAUGUGCACCCCAUUCUGGGCUCUAAUCCACAUGUUCUCACUAACUGUAACCCUUUGGAUCCCUCUGAAAAUGAUACAAGAGUACAGUAAGGAAAAUGCCACUUGCUAUUCAGCGAGGUGUCAGCCUACAUGCUCUCUAAAAGGCCUGAGAGCAAUGCUCUAGGCUUGGCAGGCCAUGUGCUCUGUCUCUUAACUGCCUAACCCUGACUUUACAGCAUCAAAACAGCCAUGGAUACUGAGUAAACAAAUGAAUUUGACUGUGUUCCAAUAAAACUUUGUAAAAUACAGGCCAUGGACUGGAUCUGAUCUGCAACUGCUGCUAUAACAGAGUGAAAAUCACCCAUCUGACAUUCUUAUUUUGUUUUCUGUCCAGACCUUGGAUGUCAAAAAGAAUUAAUUGAUAGCAAGGAACAGGAAUUCCCCAAUCUUGUCACUUUUGCCACCUCUUGUCAGAAUGCACAGUUGAGCUCUUACUGCAUAUGGUAAAUACCAAUUUGAUAAGCAAGGACAUCUGUGAGAAGGAAACCUAAACAUUGACAGCGCAGUCCAUUUAUAGAAGCCAGCUACUUUUGAAAUAAGUGAUUAACAGUGUAUUGCUGGGGGUGAGCCUGUGUUGACCUGAGAAGAUUAGCACAUCCAUCAAAGGUAGGUGAAAAGAUUUCAGAUCGCUGUGUUUCUCCCGAGGAGCACAUUUAGCUUCCAUCCGGCCUCUACCCUGAGACAAACAUUCCUUUCAGCACCCCCGGGUGUUUAUUUGUUCCAAGUUCUCAUUUUAUUACUUACUGGCUUUGCGAUUUGUGCUGAUUUGUGCUUAGGUACUGUGGACAAAAAUCAGAAUUCACUUGCCCCAAGGUGACACAAUGACUAACAUUCUCAGUGUUCCAUCUUUCUCCCUUUUCUUAGAAACUCCAACACCUAAAUGAUAAUACGAAUGUGACUCAGGCACAAACAAGCCACUUAGUGUCUCAGCAGGAGAUGCUUGGCUGAGAGCACAGCUUUCUCUACCUGCCUCAGAGAUGCUGCCGGGCCAUUCCCCACUACUGGCUUUGUUACCUUCCUCUCUUGGUGCUGCUCUUUCUCUUUGAAAUGUGUGUCAAUGCUUUCCUUUCACUGCUGUUGGGAAGACCAUUGAGCCGUACCUAUAAAACACAGUGCUGGUCACACAGUAAAAAGUAAGUAUUUAUAAUACACAUUCCCUCUUUUGAAAAUGCCAUAAAAUAUCAAGGGGGAUCCAGAAUAUAAAACUUCCAAAUACAGAGAAUUUCUUCCCUGUCCACUUUUGCUUCUGGAUACCUCAUGCCCACCUGUAAUUUGUUCCUAGGACCAUUUGUGAUAGACUGCACACACCUAUUGCUGAUCCAUUUCUCAGUAAAUGGUUGUUGAAUAUAUUGAGUAUCCCUUCCAAUUAGCUGCACCGUAGUCCUUUCCCUUAGGGAACUUGCAUUCUAGGCAGGGACACAAACAUGUACUAUGUUAACUGCUGUGUGUCUGUACUGCUAGAGGCAUCUGUAAAAGCAGAGAGAGAGCUUAGGGCAAGGCAGUGGUAAUAUUUGCACCAUAGUAAACUAUGCCCAUGUUCAGAGAGUUUGGAACAAGGGGAAGACUUAAGGUGAAAAAGAAGAGGGUCAAGUCAGCUAUUUUGAAACAAUAUCCUCUGCCACAAUGACUAAUAACCAAACUUAUGUCAAAGUUGAAGAAACAUUGCUUUGUAGAGGUUAGCAUAAGGGGUUCCAUUUUGAUGCUGACAGCUUUAGUUGUUUCUGCUCGCAGCAAGCUCCCAAACUGACACCAUCCUAGAGCUACCAAGAGUUGUUUCAUUAGAUCAAGAGAUGAUCUUAUUAUAUAGGGAAGUCCAAGGGAUUUAAGAACUCCAUACCAUGAAAAUCAAAAGCCAAGUAUUAGAAUUAAUAUUCUCUUAGAGCCGUUUUCUACCAUAGUUUCAGGAGUUCAUUUGGGAACCAGGUGCAGAGACUAAUACGUAUUGCGUAUCAUACCACAAGGCCAGAUAUGUAACUCAGUUGUGAGAUUGCUUGCCUAGCAUGCACGAAGCCCGUGGUCCUAUCCCCAACACUCCAUAAACAAGGUGUGGUAGUGUGCACCUGUAACCCCAGCGCUGGGGAGGUAGAGGUAAAGGCAGAAGGGUCAGGAGUUCAAGGUCAUCCUCAGCUACUUAAUAAGUGUGAAACAAGCCUUGGCUAUAUGAAACCUUGUCUCAAAGAACAAAAACCAAUAAAUCUUAGCGCAACGUGAAAGCAUAUAGAGUAUUUCCAAGCCUAUUAUGGAUUACCCCACAGCUAAUCAGAACCAUGGUAAUUCAAAUAGCAUAACAUUUCACACCUUUCAGAUAGGCAAAUGUAUGGCCAGGCAGUAGAAAGUCGGAAACUCCCACCAAGGAGUAUAGAACCAUCUAUUACUGCUGUGAUGAAACACCAUGACCAAAAGCAAGGAGGAGGAAAAGGUUUAUUUAGCUUACUUUGUUCAUCACUGAUGGAAGAAGUCAGGACA